Messenger RNA from Hippopotamus amphibius kiboko, 1404 nucleotides. RefSeq lists its product as uncharacterized. The transcript has 3 exons. Lineage: Eukaryota; Metazoa; Chordata; Mammalia; Artiodactyla; Hippopotamidae. The record is from RefSeq and is a predicted model, not a curated record. The coding region runs from base 1 to 1404 and encodes 467 amino acids.
AUGCUGGAGACCCAGGAGAGCCCAUGUUCAGGCAUUUCAGCAUCUCAGUACAAAGACUAUUACUUUGUCCAGACUUCUAGGAACCAUACUAACAGGAAGUCGGCACCAUCCCCUGGUGCCAGGGCAGCAAGGGAGAACUUGAUCCAGUGCAGUCCAGGAAAUAGAAAUUUCCUUACUAGGAGACCUGCUACAGUUGUAGGUGAAGAUUAUGGACGAAUGGAUGAGAGAAGACAUUCAGACUUCAUUACUGAAAAGAAAUCAUUACAACAUAUUUGGGGAGAAAAUAACAAAAAGUUUUCAAAUGAAGAUAUGAACCAGCAAACUCUCAGCCUUCUGUCAGACAAUUGUGACUCUUUUAUAAGUGAAAAUAUGAUCAAUUUAUUAAACACAGAUCAACAGAAAAUAAAGAAAACCUUUGACAAGUGUGGUUAUGAUAGCACAGGAGAUAUUUGUGCAGUCAUUAGUUCUGAUAGAGACCAUUUCACUGAUAGAUGUGUUAGAAGUAUUUUUACAGAUUCAGAGUGGACUUUUAGUAAUUCUACUUUUAAGAAAUCAAGUUAUUCAGAAAAAUGUCAGCCAAACAAGAAUUGUCAGAAAGAGUGCAACAAUAAUGAAAGAAAUAAUUUUAAUACGUCUCUUGAGAAGGAUUGUUACCCAGCCAGCUCUGAUAAAAGAGGAAAAUUUGAAAGUGAUUACCAAGAGAAGACACCCCAGAAAGAAAUACAGAAAUAUUCAGUGAACCCUAUGGAUAAUAUCCCUUUGGAAGAAUUGUGUUCUCAGCAAUCGUGGGACUUUAGAAUUGGUGAGAUUCUGGUGGAGGAAGGAGGCAGGAAAACAUCUACUAAGAAAACCUGUCAGUAUAACUAUCUUGAUUCUUCACAGAGUAGUCGUUCUGCCAGUUACUCUCCAAGGCCAACAGAUAGUUGUUUCAGUUCUAGUUCAGAGAUGCCAUCUGAAGAUGAAGAUCAAAUUGAAGAUUCAAAUAGGAGAUCCAUCAGAACCAAAGAAACAGCCAAGAAUUUUUAUUUAGAAAGCAUGGGAAAACUUCCAUGUGAUAGGAUUGUUAAAAACAAUGCCAGAUUUCAUAAACAAAAUGAGAAUUUUAACCAGUUCUCAAUGAAUAAUAAUAUAGAUCACUUUCCACAGUCUCAGUGUAAUUCAGCAAACAUAUUGCAAAACAAAACCAAUAAUAACUGCAUUCUGCAUAUUGCAAGGUGCGAUGCAUGGGUACAAACGGAGAGUGAACCUGUAAUGGGAGAAAAAUUAGAUGCUGCCAUACAAUGUGAUAUAAUUUCAAAAUUUAAAUGUGGAAAUGAUGUGUCUUCAUUUUGUACUGUUGAAAGGUGCAAUGAAAAUAUUAAGGCAGAUACCACUGGAGGGCAGGAAAUCCUUAAAAACAACUAA